AUGACAACCAACCGACUGCACAAGGUGUUCCUGUACAGCUUGGCCAUCUCGCUCAUAGCCAUCUUUAUAACGCUCGCCAGCAAAGUGUUCCCGAUCGCCAACUUGCCCCUCAGCACGAAUCUGAUCAUCGUUGGCACCUGUCUCGCCAACUUUGCGUCCGUCGUAGCGCUGAUUGUCGGCAUUGUAACGCGCCGGCCACGAUUGGUGAAGAUCGUUAAGAUCUUUAGCUACGUACAGCUGGGUGCUAUUUUCGUACUGAUCUGCCUUGCCGCCGCCCUGCUCUACUUCGUUAAGGUGGAUGUGGAGCACAGCGUGGAACCGGUAGUGCGACAGAAGUCGUGA
Anopheles marshallii is the source of this 342-nucleotide messenger RNA. RefSeq lists its product as uncharacterized. The record is from RefSeq and is a predicted model, not a curated record. Lineage: Eukaryota; Metazoa; Arthropoda; Insecta; Diptera; Culicidae. Bases 1 to 342 code for a protein of 113 amino acids. The transcript is spliced from 3 exons.